Molecule: messenger RNA, 1635 nt
Organism: Pipistrellus nathusii (Nathusius's pipistrelle)
Lineage: Eukaryota; Metazoa; Chordata; Mammalia; Chiroptera; Vespertilionidae
Source: the annotation of a GenBank genome assembly
AUGGAGCUUCGCUCGGAGCUGCCCAGCGUGCCCGGCGCCGCGACGGCGGCGACCACGGCGACGGGGCCGCCCGUGGCGUCCGUGGCGUCGGUGGCGGCGGCGGCGGCGGCGGCGGCGUCGCUGCCGGUGAGCGUGGCGGGCGGGCUGCUGCGGGCGCCCCCGCUGCUGCUGCGCGCGGCGGAGAAGUACCCGCGGACGCCCAAGUGCGCGCGCUGCCGCAACCACGGCGUGGUGUCCGCGCUCAAGGGCCACAAGCGCUACUGCCGCUGGAAGGACUGCCUGUGCGCCAAGUGCACGCUCAUCGCCGAGCGCCAGCGCGUCAUGGCGGCGCAGGUGGCGCUGCGCAGGCAGCAGGCGCAGGAGGAGAACGAGGCGCGCGAGCUGCAGCUGCUCUACGGCACGGCCGAGGGCCUGGCGCUGGCCGCGGCCAACGGCAUCCUCCCGCCGCGGCCCGCCUACGAGGUCUUCGGCUCGGUGUGCGCCGCCGACGGCGGGGGCCCGGGGGCCGGGGCGCCCGCGGGGACCGGCGGAGGCGCGGCGGGCGCCGGGAGCUCAGAGGCCAAGUUACAGAAGUUUGACCUGUUCCCCAAGGCGCUGCUUCAGGCAGGCCGGCCGGGCAGCCCGCCCCCGCCGCCUGGGAAGCCCUUAUCACCCGACGACGGCGCGGACUCGGGUCCGGGGACCUCAUCCCCGGAGGUGCGGCCAGGCUCGGGCUCCGAGAACGGCGACGGCGAGUCCUUUUCGGGGUCGCCCCUGACCCGGGCCUCCAAGGAGGCAGGUGGCAGCUGCCCAGGCAGCGCCGGCCCCGGAGGCGGCGGCGAGGAGGACAGCCCAGGCUCCGCCAGCCCUCUGGGCUCUGAAUCCGGUUCGGAGGCUGACCGAGAAGAGGCAGAGGCCCCUCCGGCCCCGGGGCUGGGCGGGGGCCCGGGCCCGAGGCAGCGGACCCCGCUGGACAUUCUGACGCGCGUCUUCCCGGGCCACCGGCGCGGCGUCCUGGAGCUGGUGCUGCAGGGCUGCGGCGGCGACGUGGUGCAGGCCAUCGAGCAGGUGCUGAACCACCACCGCGGGGGCCUGGCGGCCGGCCUGGGCCCCGCCGCGCCCUCGGAUAAGGCCGCCGCGGGCGCAGCAGCAGCAGCAGCAGCGGCGGCGGAGGAUGGGUGGCUGAGCCGGGUGGACGCCGCCGCCGGGGGGCCCGGGCUGCCAGCGCCGCUGCAGGCGGGCCCCGCCGCACCCCCGCACCACAGACCUUUGCUGGCCGGCGCCAUGGCUCCGGGGACGCUGGGCUCGCUGAGCAGCCGCUCGGCCUUCUCGCCUUUGCAGCCCAACGCCAGCCACUUCGGCGCGGCCGCCGCCGACGCAGGUGCAGCCUACCCGCUGGGCGCGCCGCUCGGCCUCAGCCCCCUGCGCCUGGCCUACUCGGCGGCGGCGGCGCACAGCCGCGGCCUGGCCUUCAUGGCGCCUUAUUCCACCGCCGGCCUGGUGCCCACGCUCGGCUUCCGCCCGCCCAUGGACUACGCCUUCAGCGACCUCAUGCGCGACCGCUCCGCCGCCGCCGCGGCCGCCGUGCACAAGGAGCCGUCCUACAGCGGCGGCCUGUACGGGCCGAUGGUCAACGGCGCCCCUGAGAAGCAGUAG